This is a messenger RNA of Staurois parvus, 1008 nucleotides long. The record is from the annotation of a GenBank genome assembly. NCBI's taxonomy places the organism in Eukaryota, Metazoa, Chordata, Amphibia, Anura, Ranidae.
AUGGAGAUGCCGUCGUAUUACACCAAACUUCUUGGAGAGCUGAAUGAGCAGCGUAAGAGAGAUUUCUUCUGUGACUGCAGCAUCAUUGUAGAAGGCCGAAUAUUUAAAGCACACAGAAAUGUUCUGUUUGCAAAUAGUGGUUACUUUCGGGCCAUGUUAGUUCACUACAUUCAAGACAGUGGAAGGCAUAGCACUGCAUCUCUGGACAUUGUCACUUCUGAGGCCUUCUCUACCAUCCUGGAUUUUCUAUACUCAGGGAAGUUAAACCUGAGUGGAGAGAAUGUAAUUGAGGUUAUGAGUGCAGCAAGCUACCUCCAAAUGACGGAUGUUGUUAACUUUUGUAAGGCUUACAUACGGUCUUCUCUCGAUAUCUGCAGGAAAAUAGAAAGGGAGAGUUCUUUUGGACAGGCUGAUAGUGGCAGUGAUGGUGUAAAUGGUGGCAGAGCAACACUUGGAAAUAUAACUGUAAAAACAGGUCAGGGGGACUGUCAGAAGGAAGCACCCUGUGGAGACUGUAGUAGCUGCAAUUCUGUGGAAGUGAUGGUGAAGGAUCCCACAAGUGCAGGCUCUCCAGAAGAAAAAAGUCCUACUAAAACAGUGGAACCCAAAGAGGAGUUUGAUUCUGAUGUUGUGGAAGUGACAGAAGGUAUCCAACCUUAUCAGAUACAAGCUGGCAUGGAGCAGGGUGAAGAAAGUCCUCAGGGUAGUUCCAAUAUGGACCUGGCAUGUAAUAAUUAUCACAUGAAGCAAUUUUUAGAGGCUCUCCUCCGCAACAGCUCUGCACAGAGAAAAGAUGAUCAAGGGCAUCAUUUCCCACGUGAUUAUGAGUCCCGGCAAGAGGAAGGAAGUGUCUCAAUGAGUAAUAUGAUGGACAUUCAGGGAGACUGGUAUGGUGAAGAUACAGGUGAUGUUUUAGUUGUUCCAAUCAAGCUACACAAGUGCCCGUUCUGCCCAUACACAGCAAAGCAAAAAGGCAUUCUGAAACGUCACAUUCGAUCACAUACAGGA